Messenger RNA from Moneuplotes crassus, 1433 nucleotides. The record is from the annotation of a GenBank genome assembly. NCBI's taxonomy places the organism in Eukaryota, Ciliophora, Spirotrichea, Euplotida, Euplotidae.
AUUAAUUCCAUAAUAAUUUUGACAAAAUGGAUUUGGGAGCUUCAACUGGAAUCGAUAUGGAGGAACAGAUGGUAAUCCUCGAUAUUGGUAUUGACUAUACCAAGGUUGGCCUUUCUAAAGACUCUACGCCCAGACAGAUCCUGAAAACUCCUCUGAGUAUCAGCUCUAUCAUCAGAUUAAAGGAUGAGAUAGGCCCACUAACUCUAGUGGAUAUUAUGAAAGAGAGUAAGAAAGUCAAGCAUGAAAUCCAUGAAUUUUUGUAUGAAGUAUUCAUCAUCCAUUGUUUACUCAAGACUAAAGGUAGCAAGAUAUGUAUCCUUGAACAGCUGAUCUUCCCAAGAUCAUUCAUGCAGUCACUUGCAGAGGUGCUUUACCUUGAAUUUGAAUUUAGUAAAGUCUACUUUUUCCUGGCAGACCUCUUACCACUAUACACAACAGGGUUGGACUCUGGGAUAAUGGUUGACUGAGGAUUUCUUCAUACCUCAGUAACUCCUGUGGUUCAGACCAUAUUCACAAUCAAGGGGAAGAAGCAUUCCUACUUCGGUGGUGCUGCUCUUGAGCAAGACCUAAAAGCCCAAAUGAAGCUAGAGAACCCUGGUAAUGAGAAAUACAUCACAAAUACCUUAAUUAAAGACGUUAUCUGCAAGGUUCUGAAGACUUUGAGCAGGAAGCAAUUUGAUGCCUUCUUUGCUACAGAAGAAAGUAUUGAGAAAAUGAAGCAGAAGAAGUACCCUCUCUCAGAAAUGAGCCGUAGAUAUGAAGCUUUAUCAAUGUCCUAUCACACCAUUGCCGGAACAAUGGAAUGCUUUUUCGACCAAGGUGGCACAGAUCAGUACAUCAACAUUGCUCACAUGGUCCUUGAUUGCCUUCUUGAACUUGAAGAAUCCGAUAGGACUCUGGCUGCUCAAAACAUCAUUCCUAGUGGCGGUUUGUUCAUGAUUCCAGGAAUGCACAGGAGACUUUUAGGAGAGUUACAAUAUUCUGUCGAAAAUAUUGACAAGUAUAAGGGCCUCAUCGGUCUUAAGGACAAAUUCAGAGUAGAAAACUCUAUAUAUCCAGCCAACAUUUUGGCAUGGGUAGGAGCUUCGCUCCUCUCUUGUCUUAAUGAAGAGGUAGAUAUGUUCCUCAUCUCCAAAGGUGAAUUUGAAAAAGACUGCAAAGGAAUACUUCCAGAUAGAUUUGGCCAUUGAUUCUUGACUUGAUCUCGAAACAUGGAGAUUCCAGAAGACCCUCCUGUAGAAGAAGGCAAAGAACAGCUUGAAGAUAUCAAGUUCAAGGUCCCAGAAACCAAGAGACCUGAGAACUACUUUAACAUACAGUUCGAAGAGAUGAACAAGAAGAGGAAAGAGUUACUCUAUUCCUCUGCGACUCCCUACAGCACAAGAGCCAUUAACAGGAGUAAAGGGUUUGUUUUCCCAAGAUAGUUCAAUAUC